AUGGCCGUGUUUUGGACUCAAUACUGUUGAAAACUGGUGUACCAAAAAAUACUUGGCAAAUUGAGGGAAAGUACAUAGCAAAGAAAUCUUGAGUUGGACUUUCAUACGGCGAACGGUAGUCAUCCGACGACUAUGAAUUCAAUCAAACAGAAGUCAUUCAGAUAUUUCCUUCUUAUCUGAUUUAGAUAUCUGGGUUUGAUUCAGUUCUGUUGAUGAAAUCGAGAUGGGUCUAUCAAUCAAGUUUUCAUCUUUGAAACUCGAGUUGAUUUCUUGGUAAAUCUUCAAUCUUUUUUCACUACUACAGCUUGUAUGAUUUUAGGAUCAUCUUCUUACACAAGAACCCCAAUAGAGUAUCGGUUUCCGAGUUUCCUCUAAAUCAGAUUUUUCCUCAUGGGUUUACUUAGAUUUUAAUUACAUUUUGCUGUCGGUCUAGUUUAAGAACCCUAUUUUGAGUAAAAAAGGGCAUUCGUAUUUGGCUAUUCUGGAUAUUGGGCGUCUUUUAGAUCAGAUUUCGCUUGACGGUGUACCGAUUUCUCCCCAUUUUGGUGUUGAAUUAUUUCAGUUAGCCCUAAUUCGAAAAGGGUUCCCGAUUUAGCCUAAUUAUCUGAUUCUAAGAGCUGGAAUUAGUAUUUCCUAUUGAAUGGAAGCACCAAAUUCGUAAGUGAUUGUGUUUGAAAAAAUCGGAUUCUGUUUUUGAAAUUUGAUGAGAUGGAGGAAAAUGCAGCUGCUUUGCAUACUGCUAAGAAUUCGGUUCAGGCAUUGGGUAAGGGCUUUGAUGUAAAUUUUGACACAAGGUUGCUAUACUGUAAGGGAGUUGCAGGGAGUAAAGUUGUGGAGAUUGAUGAAGAACACAAAAGGGAUCUUUGGUUAUAUGAUAACUUGGUUGUGCCAAAUGUAUCAAGGGAUAUAGAGAGUUAUCAGGAACCAAUUAAUCGUAAUAGUUCUGGUGUUUGCAAUUAUCAUGAGAUGGUUGAGUAUUUUAACAAGAGAGCCAAUCUAUCAGGCAAUGUUCCUCUUGGUAGCUUCAAUGCUGCAUUUAGUUUCACGGGUUCAAAACAUAUUGAUGCUGCAAACACAAAGACACUUUGUACAGAUGGUUAUUUCAUCCCACUUGCUAAAUUUGAAAUCACAAAGUCAUCUUUAAUAUUACAAGAAAGUGUUAAACGAGCAGUGCCCACAUCGUGGGACCCACCAGCCUUAGCAAGUUUUAUCGAGAAUUUUGGAACACAUGUAAUCACAUCUGUCACAAUCGGUGGUAAAGAUGUUAUAUAUGUUAAACAACAUCUAUCAUCACCUUUGUCAACUGUGGAAAUAAAAAACUAUGUUCAAGAUAUAGGAAACCAUAGAUUCUGCAACACCGAAAACCUAACCGAUUCGGGUCUUUUGAGAUACAAGGAAAAGGGUGGUGAUCCGUCAUUGUUUAGUAGCCAAGGCAUAUAUCCUCAACCCACAAAUGCACCGUCACUCGGUGGAAAUGCAAAGGAAGAUGUAACAGUUAUUUUCAGAAGAAGAGGAGGAGAUGAUCUGGAGCAAAGCCAUACUCAAUGGGAGAAAACCGUAAAAUACUCUCCAGAUGUCAUCAGCAUGUCAUUCAUUCCCAUUACUUCUCUUCUUGAAGGAUUACCCGGAAAAGACCAUUUGACCCGCGCUAUUGCUCUCUACCUUGAAUACAAACCUCAGAUAGAAGAACUAAGAUACUUUCUAGAGUUCCAGGUGGCACGAGUGUGGGCCCCAUUACAAGAUCGGCUUCCAGGUCAUCAAAGAAAGGAACCUGUUUGUCCAUCUUUACAAUUUAGCAUGAUGGGCCAAAAGCUUUACGUUUCUCAAGAUCAGAUAUCAGUGGGGCGUAAGCCAGUAACUGGGAUCCGAUUAUGCUUAGAAGGAUCAAAACACAACCGAUUAACCAUUCAUCUUCAACACCUACAAUCCCUCCCAAAAAUCCUUAGACCAUAUUGGGACACACAUGUAGCCAUCGGUGCACCCAAGUGGCUAGGACCCGAGGAGCAAGACAGCCGAUGGUUCGAGCCCGUGAAGUGGAAAAACUUCUCACAUGUCAGCUCCGCACCAAUCGAAAGCCCAGAAGCCGCUUUCAUUGGUGACUCGUGUGGGGUCCACAUAGUCACUGGGGCCCAGCUUGGUGUUUGGGAUUUCGGGUCGAGAAAUGUCCUUUACAUGAAACUUUUAUAUUCAUGGUUGCCUGGGUGCACCAUUCGAAGAUCUUUGUGGGACCACACUCCCAAUAAUGCUACUGGCUCGAGCCUGGGCUUGGGCUCGAGCCCAUGCUCGAGCAGUAGUAAUAAGUUGGCUAAGUUUGUUGAUAUGGCGGAGAUGAGUAAAGGGGCGGUGGAUCCGCCAGGGCAUUGGGUGGUUACUGGUGGUAAGCUUGGGGUUGAGAAAGGGAAAAUUGUAUUGAGAGUUAAGUAUUCUCUGUUGAACUAUUGAGUGUGGUUGUUUGUGUUGGGAAAGCUACCGGGCCGGGUCAGGUCGAGCUUGGUCGGGCCGGGUCAUGAGUGUUUUU
This is a messenger RNA of Lactuca virosa, 2518 nucleotides long. The record is from the annotation of a GenBank genome assembly. Lineage: Eukaryota; Viridiplantae; Streptophyta; Magnoliopsida; Asterales; Asteraceae.